AUGGUUAGCAGCAGCUGCCAUACUCCUGAUACCCUCUUGUUCUUCUCAGAAAACCCUAGCUCUGUUCUCCCUGUCCGUGCCAUAGGCAUCACCUACUCACCUGAAAUUGGGUCUGAUCAUCUUAUCCUACUCCUGUGUCUUCAGCUCUGGCCUCUAGAGCUGCCAGUUGUCUUGUGUGUCCAGGAAUUUGGCCCAAUGAUGUGGGAUCUGAAGGAAAUGGGCCAUGCCCAAAGCAGGACAGAUGAAGAGACAGAAAAAGGUCCUUGUACAGAUGCCAAUGGAGGUGAAGAUUGUACAGUUGCCAAUACAGAGAUAAACAAUUUAGAAGACCAAGAAAAGACUCUUGUACCCAUGAGGCCUGGCAUUCUUGUCCAGAGACGGGUUAAAGAAGCGACAGGCACAUUAGGAAAUGGAGAGGAAGUGGAGGAUGAAGAGGAGGACAAAAUAAAAGAAAUGCAAAAGCUUGAGAAUGCUGGAGAAAAUCAUCAAGAGAAUGACUAUUUGCUAAAACCACCCAUACCUGUCACUGGAAGUCCUUUGGUCAUUGAUAACCAUAAAAGACCCUUAAAAGGAGUGACGUUUUCUAGGGAGGUAAUUGUUGUGGACCUUGGAAAGGACAACCCUAUAGCCCGAAGCUAUACUCGAUUACAUAAAGAGAGAAAAUGAAGCUCAAAAAAGGCUGAGAGUGGAAGAAAUAUAACCUUAGACUAACAAUGAAAUGGCUGGGGGUCCAAAAUCUUAUUGAAACAGCAAAAAAUGGAAAAUUAAGGAAAUACAAAUAGUAUUUUACCU
Messenger RNA from Phacochoerus africanus (Common warthog), 792 nucleotides. It is a transcript of the gene DEMA1, whose product is annotated as chromosome 5 C2orf74 homolog. NCBI's taxonomy places the organism in Eukaryota, Metazoa, Chordata, Mammalia, Artiodactyla, Suidae. The transcript is spliced from 4 exons. Bases 1 to 666 code for a protein of 221 amino acids. The record is from RefSeq and is a predicted model, not a curated record.